GAACGGAACGUCAUGCGGCAAUCUGUACAACCGAGUUGCCCUCUCUAUUAAUAGAAAGGACACCGUGUAAAGACGUUUUCUCUUCAUUGGCAAAUUGCUUGAACAAUUUCACCUGCGAAAUAACACGUGGUAAAAGGCCACCUUAUGUCUCUGCCAUGGCCAACCCUUUGAAGACUGAAGUUAUCAGGCUGUACAAAAAUCUGCUGUAUCUCGGCCGUGACUACCCCCAGGGAUCAGCGUACUUCAGACAGCGCCUGAAGUCGGCCUUCAUGAAGAAUAAAGACGUGACGGACCCGGAGAAGAUCAAACAGCUGGUGGCUCGGGGGGAUUUUGUCAUCAAGGAGCUAGAGGCUCUCUAUUUUCUCCGAAAAUACCGAGCCAUGAAGAAGAGGUAUUACGAACCCGAAAAAUAAUGGCGCACACUCAUAACUUAAAGCGGUUUUCCUGAAUUGAAAUGCAAACAGUGAACAUGUGGUAAUAGUAAGAUUUAACAACCUAUCGGGCUCACUAACGCAAGUUUUGACACCUGCUGACUACCAAAAUCCCGACAGCUGCUCUUUUAUAAAGAUCAGCUAAGGUUGCCUCCGACGGGCGAAUAAAAACCUCAUCUCUGGGUGCUACAAAAUGAUCAUUAUGGCCAUCAGUGUGUUUAAGCUUAAGGCCAUCGUUUUCAAUUUCAUAUAGUGUGUGUAGGUUUUCCCCUAAAACGUGUAUUAAGCCUGGUUUGACCCAUUGUCAGAUUUUAGUCCAUUUAAAAUAAACAUUUUAUCAGAUCAGGUAGUCCAGUGUUUACACUGACAUGAUCAGAUUUUAACAUUUGUAAUUGUUGCAAGCACUCUAAUAGAGUGGCUUCUAGAAUGAAAUAUGUGAGUUGUGAAGUUCAGUGUAUAUAUUUGUAAAUAUGUGCUCAUGUUUUUUUUUUUUCUUGAAGUGAAUGUACAUGGGAAUGUAUUUAUGCACUGUUAGAUUAAAAAAAAGCAAACAAAUGUUAUAUAAAUGUACAGAUUUCUUACAGUGAUGUCCUGUGCCAUAAUAAAUAAUAUAAAAACA
Messenger RNA from Archocentrus centrarchus (flier cichlid), 1050 nucleotides. It is a transcript of the gene lyrm5a, whose product is annotated as LYR motif containing 5a. The record is from RefSeq and is a predicted model, not a curated record. The coding region runs from base 156 to 413 and encodes 85 amino acids. The transcript has 3 exons. Gene Ontology annotation, cellular component: mitochondrion. Lineage: Eukaryota; Metazoa; Chordata; Actinopteri; Cichliformes; Cichlidae. Gene Ontology annotation, biological process: respiratory electron transport chain.